Messenger RNA from Sabethes cyaneus, 2283 nucleotides. RefSeq lists its product as uncharacterized. The transcript is spliced from 3 exons. NCBI's taxonomy places the organism in Eukaryota, Metazoa, Arthropoda, Insecta, Diptera, Culicidae. The coding region runs from base 1 to 2283 and encodes 760 amino acids. The record is from RefSeq and is a predicted model, not a curated record. Gene Ontology annotation, biological process: proteolysis. Gene Ontology annotation, molecular function: aspartic-type endopeptidase activity.
AUGGCUGAAUUUAAAUCAGACCUUUCGGAUACGGAACUGGACGAUGUUCAACCAGUUCCGAUUCCACAAAUUACAGUUGAAAGUUUGCUCCAGCACAUUAAGAGUCUAACCAACAACCAAAACGAACUAAUCGGUCAAAUUAGACACUUGAAAGCAAAAGCUGAGGAUCCCUUCUUACAAUUUAGGACCCCAGACCCCAUUAAAAACUUAGCAACAUUUGCGGGUAAUAAAAAAGAGACCCACGCUUGGCUAGAGGACGCCGAAAAUACUCUUGAUCUUUUUAAAAGCUAUCAAGACGAACCGGUGUAUAGUCAACUGGUCAGGGCAGUGAAAAAUAAAAUUACGGGAGAAGCAAAAGAAACUUUGAUUGCUGCUGGUAACCCGAACGGUUGGGCAGAAAUCAAGGAAGUAAUUUUAAACUCCUACGGAGACAGACGCGAUCUAACGUCGCAUAUUCAAUCCUUGUUCUACAUUACCCAAGGAAAAAAGACGUUAACUGAAUAUUAUAACAAAAUCAAGACCAUCGAUACUGCUAUCAAAUCAACAGCAGCAAUGAUGGAGGACUACGUUAACUCAACAAAAGCAAUAAAUAGCCUAGUGAGCUUAAUAACGCUCACCAGAUUUAUAGACGGACUGACGGAUGAUUUACCAAUGCAUGUCAGAAGCUACAGGCCAAAAAGCCUGGAGGAGGCUUAUACCAUCACAACCCAAUACGCGAAUGCUGCAUACAGACAAAAAUUUAAUAAAAGACCGCCAUCCGACCAUAUCAACAAAAACGUUAGACAAACAAAUUCUAACUUUAAUAAUCCAAAUGUACCUCUCGUUAAUAUUUCAAAACCGCCUACAAAUUUUAAUAACAAUAGUAACCAAUUCAUCGCAAAACCGUCCACCUCAAAUUUCAAUAACCCACAUACAAAAUCUUAUGGGUCCGGAAAAUUUAAAACAAGAGCCACCCCACCGGACGACGACGUUUCGAUGAGAACGGCAAGGUCUCAUACAGAGGUUAACAACCAUGAAACCGAACGCAAAAACUGCGAGGACGAAUUUGACACCUCACAGCAACAAGACGAAAACGUGCUUAACUCGGACGACGACGAUUACUUUGUCGACGAGGAAUUAAAUUUUCACGUGGAAGAAGCACCACAAAGAAAAAAAAAAAAUGACAACAAUUUCGUUCCGUACAUAACUAUCCAAACUUCAAAAGGUGAAAUGAAAUUUUUGAUCGACACAGGAGCGAACAAAAAUUACAUAUCGCCAGCACACGUAAAUAUUGAAAACUGCCUCUACAGAAGCACAAACAACGUAGCUUUUAUAGCAGUGCAAAAUCACUCAGAAACAUCGAUCGAAAUUAACGCAAACGAACUCAAACUUUCUAAUGACUUAGAUAAAGAAAUUGAAAAUGACCCGUUCGACCUGAUGGAUUUACCAAAAACGGUCGACCCUGCGAAAUACACAUUUAGAGACGAUCACAUGAAUGAUGAAGAGAAGCAUGCCCUCAAGAAAGUGAUCAACAACUAUAGAGACGUUCUUUACGUGGAGACAGAUAAACUGUCGUUCACCCACAAAAUAAAGCACAACGUCAGAACGGUCGACAAUGUGCCAGUACACUCCAAAUCGUACAAAUAUCCUUACGUAUACGAAAGUGAGGUACAAGACCAAAUAAAGAAAAUGCUUGCGGACGGAAUAAUCAAGGAAUCUAUAUCACCAUACACCUCUCCUGUAUGGGUAGUCCCAAAGAAACCUGAUGCGUCUGGCAAAAAGAAAUUUCGUUUAGUCAUUGAUUAUAGAAAACUUAAUGAAAAAACAAUCAAUGAUAAAUAUCCCAUACCAGAAAUCACGGAUAUUCUGGAUAAAUUAGGUAAAGCAAAAUACUUCUCAACGAUCGAUUUGGUUUCUGGCUUCCACCAAAUUCAGUUGGCAAAGGAAGAUACAGAAAAAACCGCUUUUUCGGUAAACGGUGGCAAAUACGAAUUCACUCCAGCCGGAAGACGACCCGAGACGAGUGAAGACAUCCUACAGUACCCGAGACGAGUGAAGACAUCCUACCGUACGAAUAUCGGUGAGCUCAAGCUUGGAGAGCUCUCACAGGAACGAGAGGAGAAAGGACUGUGGGGGACAACCAGUGUAGACGGGCAAGGAGUACGUAACAAUACACCAGAAAAUAGACCUCCCAGGCGAAUUCCAGUACAAGAGGUUUCCAAAUUCAGUGUGAAGGCAACGCACUACAAUAAACAAUUACUAGGGGCGAUGAAGAUAUCGCAAAGGCACCAACCCGGCAAAUAG